CUGAUACCAAACAUUAAAGAGAUUCUACGGGUUACUAGAGACGCGUCUCCAUCCGCAGCAGAAUCGCGUUACGACUAUAAACCGCUGACAGUCUGACAGCUUUAUCUGGACGGGCGGUGACACGUGUCUGAUAAAGGUGACAGAUUUGCAAUGUCAUUUAUAUUUGACUGGAUCUACAGAGGCUUUAAUGGAAUCCUUCAGUUUUUAGGUCUGUACAGGAAGUGUGGCAAACUGGUGUUUCUUGGUUUAGACAAUGCUGGUAAAACAACACUUCUGCACAUGCUGAAAGAUGAUCGAUUAGGACAACAUGUGCCUACAUUACAUCCCACAUCAGAAGAGUUAACCAUCGCUGGAAUGACCUUUACUACAUUUGAUCUGGGUGGUCAUGUACAAGCACGGAGAGUGUGGAAGAACUAUCUCCCUGCCGUCAGCGGCGUCGUCUUUUUCGUCGACUGUGCCGAUCACGAGCGCCUCGCAGAAUCAAAGAUGGAGCUUGACUCUCUCCUGUCGGACGAGACGAUCUCUAGUGUGCCGGUCCUGGUGCUGGGAAACAAGAUCGACCGGCCUGAAGCUGUGAGUGACAUGAGACUGCGAGAGGUUUUCUGUCUGGAGGGACACACCACGGGCAAGGGUAACGUGUCUUCGAAGGAUAUGAACGUCCGGCCGCUGGAGGUCUUCAUGUGCAGCGUUCUGAAGAAACAGGGUUACGGGGAAGGUUUCAGAUGGCUGUCGCAGUACAUCGACUGAUUCCUGCUUCUGAUUUUAUGUCUGCUCAUGAAGCAAUAAGUGAUGUUAGCAUGACAUUUCACCCAUCAGCCAGUUCCUCCGUUACGUUUUUUCAGUAUAUUUGGAUAGAAAUACUGAAAAAAUACACAGAAGCCAAUUCACUCUGACCAGCGGUAUAUGCAGUAUUUAAAAGCGCAUGUGUGAUAUUUCUGGUUAAAGGCGGGGUGUCUGAUUUCUCAUAGCCGUUGUUGAUGUUCAAAUCACCAAAACAGACACACCCCUACCCCUAUCUUUCACUUUUGUCAGCGCUCGGCUCGACUAAUGUCCGUCCUGUGCACUGUGCCCCUUACUCCUGAUCAGCUACAAAGUUGUUUUGGUACUCGGCCCUAUUUUGUCUAAACAAGCGUAAUUCAGAUAUCGGACACCCCGCCUUUAAGCGGUGACAUCAUCUCUAAAUGAUAAAAAUACAUACUAUACUUGAAUGUUAUAUUCUAUCAUUUCACAUCUUCCUCUGGGGUUUCACAUGAUCAGAUGACACAGACAUGAGAACAUAUUGAGUUGUAUGGUAUAUGGGUGAUAUUUUAUUGUAGAUAUUGUUCAUAUUAUCAGAUAAGUUAUCUGAUCAUGUUCUGUAUAUAGAUAUGAAGAGUUUGGAUCCAAAAUGAGAGAACUCUGUUUUUAACAUUUUUCAAAAAUAAUAUUUUUUGCAUUCCAAUUAAUUUCAAUCAAAACGCGUUGGUUUGUUUUGAUUUCAGCCAUAAUAACUCAAAUACAGCCAGCUUACACAGUAAAACAUGAUCAAAUAUUUAAUAUGGAACCAAACUCUGCAUAUAUAUAUAUAUAUAUAUAUAUAUAUAUAUAUAUAUAUAUAAAGCAGAUUGAUUUUAUUUUGGUGCUGUAGAUGUUUUUGAUGAUCAGAUACGAGUCUGAUAAGAGAGCAUCUACAACACGCGAUGGCGUUUGAUACACAACAGAUGUUUUUGCAAAUGUGUAUAUAUUGUAUAAUGAAGUGUAAAUGUGUUUUAUUCCUCAUAGCCUUGAAUUGAAUGUACAGGUGUAUCUGCUGUGUGUAAACAUCUAUAAAUAUUUUCAAGAAUG
This is a messenger RNA of Triplophysa dalaica, 1824 nucleotides long. RefSeq names its product secretion associated, Ras related GTPase 1Aa (gene sar1aa). Gene Ontology annotation, biological process: membrane organization; vesicle organization; intracellular protein transport. Gene Ontology annotation, molecular function: GTP binding; GTPase activity. NCBI's taxonomy places the organism in Eukaryota, Metazoa, Chordata, Actinopteri, Cypriniformes, Nemacheilidae. Gene Ontology annotation, cellular component: COPII vesicle coat; endoplasmic reticulum exit site. The transcript is spliced from 7 exons. The record is from RefSeq and is a predicted model, not a curated record. The coding region runs from base 151 to 747 and encodes 198 amino acids.